Messenger RNA from Pecten maximus, 1311 nucleotides. RefSeq names its product mucin-2-like. The coding region runs from base 1 to 1311 and encodes 436 amino acids. The record is from RefSeq and is a predicted model, not a curated record. Lineage: Eukaryota; Metazoa; Mollusca; Bivalvia; Pectinida; Pectinidae. The transcript has a single exon.
AUGUCUGAGAUCCUAAUAAACGACCCAGAGGACCCAACAACUGUGACCAGGUGUACUGUCACCACCGACACGAUGUCUGAGAUCCUAAUAAACGAGCCAGAGGACCCAACAACUGUAUCCAGGUGUACUGUCCCCACCGACACGAUGUCUGAGAUCCUAAUAAACGACCCAGAGGACCCAACAACUGUGACCAGGUGUACUGUCCUCACCGACACGAUGUCUGAGAUCCUAAUAAACGAGCCAGAGGACCCAACAACUGUGACCAGGUGUAAUGUCCCCACCAAUACGCUGUCUGAGAUCCUAAUAAACGACCCAGAGGACCCAACAACUGUGACCAGGUGUACUGUCCCCACCGACACGAUGUCUGAGAUCCUAAUAAACGAGCCAGAGGACCCAACAACUGUGACCAGGUGUACUGUCCUCACCGACACGAUGUCUGAGAUCCUAAUAAACGACCCAGAGGACCCAACAACUGUGACCAGGUGUACUGUCCCCACCGACACGAUGUCUGAGAUCCUAAUAAACGAGCCAGAGGACCCAACAACUGUGACCAGGUGUAAUGUCCCCACCAAUACGCUGUCUGAGAUCCUAAUAAACGACCCAGAGGACCCAACAACUGUGACCAGGUGUACUGUCCCCACCGACACGAUGUCUGAGAUCCUAACAAACGAGCCAGAGGACCCAACAACUGUGACCAGGUGUACUGUCCCCACCAAUACGCUGUCUGAGAUCCUAAUAAACGACCCAGAGGACCCAACAACUGUGACCAGGUGUACUGUCCCCACCAAUACGCUGUCUGAGAUCCUAAUAAACGAGCCAGAGGACCCAACAACUGUGACCAGGUGUACUGUCCCCACCGACACGAUGUCUGAGAUCCUAAUAAACGAGCCAGAGGACCCAACAACUGUGACCAGGUGUACUGUCCCCACCGACACGCUGUCUGAGAUCCUAAUAAACGAGCCAGAGGACCCAACAACUGUGACCAGGUGUACUGUCCCCACUGAUACGCUGUCUGAGAUCCUAAUAAACGAGCCAGAGGACCCAACAACUGUGACCAGGUGUACUGUCCCCACCGACACGAUGUCUGAGAUCCUAAUAAACGAGCCAGAGGACCCAACAACUGUGACCAGGUGUACUGUCCCCACCGACACGAUGUCUGAUAUCCUAAUAAACGAGCCAGAGGACCCAACAACUGUGACCAGGUGUACUGUCCUCACCAACACGAUGUCUGAGAUCCUAAUAAACGACCCAAGGACCCAACACUGUGACCAGGUGUACUGUCCCCCACCGACACGAUGUCUGAGAUCCUAA